AUGAAAGUUAUAUGCGCGGGUAUGAAUAAGACCGGAACUAAAUCAAUCUCCGAAGCUUUACGACAACUUGGAUUUACGGUCUUUGAUGCAGUUCCACAACAAUUACUUGAUUUCUUGGAUCACUGGGUUGAUGUUUUUCAAAAUGGCACCCAGCCAGAUGUGAAACGAGUCUACCAGAAUGCAGAUGCGGUGGUGGAUAUACCUGGAAACCUUUUCUGGGAGGAAAUAUUGGAAACUUUUCCUGACUGUAAAGUAAUUUUGAGCGAACGAGAUGAAGAUUCUUGGAUACAAAGUUGGGUAAACCAACUUGAAAUGAUCCAGGCUGCUCGCGUGGGAAUAAAAGCAUUUAUAGCGUACAAGCUAUCGCAAACUGCUAGAAAGUUGAGGUACGUUGGCGACUCUUGUUUUACGGCGUUACUUGGUUCUACGAACCCCAAGUCCAAUUGUGUUUUCAGAAAGCGAUAUCGUAUGCACAAUCACCGUGUCAAGUCCAUUGUACCACCUGAAAGGCUACUUGUGUUCAAUGUAAAACAGGGAUGGAAACCGCUGUGUGAUUUCUUGGGCUGCGAGGUCCCAACAUCUGCCUUUCCACAUGAAAAUAUCAAAGGAGAAAUCCUCACAAAACCAGUGAAAAUGGAACGAUUACGUCAGCAGGUGAGUUCGGAAGUUCGGAAAGGAUUUUUGGGGAUCCUCUCUGUAAUCGUGGUUAUUGUAGCUUCAAUUGUUGCAGUAUGUUAUUGUUCAUUUUUUGAAUUGGAUCAGAACCUUGGAAAACACGGCUGACCAAGGUAGUCAAGGUACAGAAAACUUUAUACCACUUUCGGUGGUACAGUAUGAGACCAAGCAUUUUGUACAUUUUGCUUCCCUUAUCCACCGUGUUCUCGGUUUUCGGAAAUCUAAUUAUUGGAUUGCUAACUCAUUCAUUCCACCAUUCACCAAACCGCGAUAUCUGACCUUCUUAACCACAUGAAACCAAAGGCCACCCUGCCUCCAGAGGUCCGUUGUCAAAAUACCUAAUAUGAAAUAAACCGUGCUCAAAGUUUGAUAUCGGUAAGAAAAAAAUAUCCUGUGGCACCCAGGGUAACCAAAGGCAUGCACCAAUGGGUUUCAUUGUUUUAACCGCACCCAAUAUCAUAACCUGCGUAGCAGGCAUUCGGGCAACAACAACAAGGAACGCAAACUCCGCAAAAGGUCACGCUUACCAAGUUCGUUCUCAUGCCUGCUACACAGUACAGCCUACCAAUAUCACAAAGGUUAGCACUCAUCUCAACCUAUCACAAUAUAAGGCCUAGAAAACUUACACAGAUACGACCGACUCAAGUCGACGAUUUGCCCUUAGGCGGCCAGUGCAGCCACAGUAAUUCGCGUAAUCAAUUAACGUCACGCGACUGUAUAAAACUUCACCUUUAAUCCUACCAAUGUCAUUGUAGAGACACAAGUGACCCACACAAAAAGAGGCAAUAUGAAGGUUAUAUGCGCGGGUAUGAACAAGACUGGAACUAAAUCAAUCUCCGAAGCUUUACGACAGCUUGGAUUCACGGUCUAUGACUGGGAAGAACAACUGUUCGAUUUUCUGGAUUACUGGGUUGGCGUCUUCCAAAAUGGCGCCACGCCAGAUGUGAAGCAAAUCUACCAGGAUGCAGAUGCAAUCGUGGAUAUGCCUGGAAACCUUUUCUGGGAGGAAAUAUUGGAAGCUUUUCCUGAUUGUAAGGUGAUUUUGAGCGAACGAGAUGAAGAUUCUUGGAUACGAAGCUGGGUCACUCAACUAGAAACAAUAAACGAUGUUCGAUCACGCACCGCAAAUAUGUUAUCGCAAACCUGCACAACGGUAACCAACGUUGCGCACUGUAGUCUAAUUGCUUUGUUUGGAUCCAUGAACCCCAAGUCCACUUGUGUUUUCAGGAAGAGAUAUCGUAUGCAUAAUCACCGUGUAAAGUCCAUUGUACCACCCGAGAAACUACUGGUGUUCAAUGUAAAGCAAGGAUGGAAACCGCUGUGUGAUUUCUUGGGCUGUGAGAUUCCGACAUCCGCUUUCCCCCAUGAAAAUGUUAAAGGAAGACUCCUCAAAGAAAUCUUUCAAAAGACAAGAUAUGGGCAGCAGGUGCAACGGGAAAUUCAGAAAACUGUCUUUGUGAUCGUUUCCGUUAUCGUUGUUAUUGUAGCUUCAUUGUUUAUACUUUGUUUAUACUGUUAAUUGAACAACAAUCUUGUCAUUUCGACAAACCUUGAUUCUUUUGGUUAUAUAGUACCAAUCAUAAGGACUAUAACGUUAUUGCAAUCAUGCACAACUCUUGGCACAAACUAUUUUUUCCUCGAAUUGCAAUCUUAAUAAAAGCGAAGAUGACGAACACUGAAUGUGCUGCGAUAGAGAUUAACUAUGUACAUCAUCAUCAUCAUCAUCAUCAUCAUAAUAACAAUAAUAAUAAUUUAAUGAUAAUUAUUAUUUUUUUAUUUCAAGCGUUUAUUGAUCUAAAAAUAACUCAGUGAAACUCAAAAACCAUCUGGACUUGACUCGAGGAUGGCCUGUGCUUGGUUUGUAGCUGAUUCGCUCGGGCCCGCUUUUGAUUCGUGAAAUGCCCGGGGGUAACUCCCAUGUAAAAGCGACGGGGACGCUUGUCGGAAAAUCCCAUUGAUACUUUUGUUGAAAUAUGAAUCUUCUUGAAAAACGAUUUCUGUCUGGUCAGUGUCACGGUAAUUUUUUGUAAAUUUCUUUAUGCACAACCUAAGCGAUACCUGAAUGGGUAAAUAUAGUGACUUUCCGUCCCAAACACCCCAAGUGAAACCAAAUUCUGCAAUUUACACCCCUAAGCAUCCCCGUUACUUUUAUAUGGGAGUAACCCCCUCCCCCACCCCCGUGGUGAAACGACCAAACUCGGGUACAAUAAAUCAAUAAAUUGGGAUUAACCAUUACCCUUCCUUGCUCGACCAAAGGCCUGUUCACAGGCUACUGCGAGCUCAGUUGCUCGAUUAACACCUUGCUGGCGAGAAACAAUCGCAACAAGUGAAAUAUGAAGGUUAUUUGUGUAGGGCUGCAAAAAACCGGCACCAAAUCAAUUUGCACAGCUUUACGGUAUCUUGGAUUCACAGUGUUUGACUGGGAAGAACAAAUAUUCGACUUUCUAGAUCACUGGGUCGAUGUCUUCCAAAAUGGCGCUCAGCCAGAUGUGAAGAGAGUCUACCAUAACGCUGAUGCCGCCUUGGAUAUACCCGCAAAUUUCUUCUGGGAGGAAAUAUUAGAAGCUUUUCCCGACUGUAAAGUGAUUUUGAGCGAAAGAGAAGAGGAUUCCUGGGUAAAAAGUUUUGAAAACCAGCUGGAAAUGUUCGAGAAGAACAAUCAGUUAAUAUCGCGCACACAUCUCUUGCUGUCGAAAACCAGUAGAAAGUUUUACGACGUUGCGUCGCCCUGUUAUCAUGCUUUGUUUGGUUCUUUCCUAAAGCCCAAGCCGACUUGCGUUUUCAAGAAGCGAUAUCGUAUGCACAAUGACCGCGUAAAGUCCAUUGUACCAGCCGAAAGGCUACUGGUGUACAAUGUAAAACAAGGAUGGAAACCGCUGUGUGAUUUCUUGGGCUGCGAGGUUCCAACAUCCGCUUUCCCCCAUGAAAACGUCAAGGGAGAAAUUGCCACAAGCAUGAAAGAAACAGCGAUUGGCCGGCAAGUAAAUUGGGAAGUUCAAAGAACUAUUAUUAUCUUGCUUUCUCUUAUCGUCGUUUUUGCAGCCGCAUGUAUUGUUAUUUGCUUUUCUGGAUGA
Molecule: messenger RNA, 3749 nt
Organism: Porites evermanni
Lineage: Eukaryota; Metazoa; Cnidaria; Anthozoa; Scleractinia; Poritidae
Source: the annotation of a GenBank genome assembly